CCGCCCGUUUCUAGUUCUCCGCAAUAAGUCAGUUCACUAUUCUCUAGUACUAGUUUGAGUACAGGGACCGGAGUGAGAACUAGGAUACAGAUAGUUAAAUCAAGUUACUCCGCGCAAGUAUAGUUAUUAUGUUCUGGUAGUUUAAACUUCAGUUUAGAGAUAUAAUAAUUCCUACAGAUGGUGGCUAAAUUUGACAGCUCCGGAUUCUAAAUCUACUCCUAAACCUCAACCUCAACCUGAAACUGAUCCUAAGCCUGAUCCCGAUCCUGAACUCAAAUCUAAUGCUAAACUGAAACCUAGAGUAUAGAUAUUUAAAAGGAAUUCGAAGACUACAAGUGAUUAUAAAAGAUUGUUGUGUUAACCUGUGUUUUCUAUAUGAAACCUUGACAUGAUAAAAAUAUUGUCGACUGUGAACAGUGAACACCUGACCUAAAAUGUGUAAAUAAAGUUUGAUUAAUUGCUUAAUUGAUUAAAAUAUAAAUAAACAAGUGAAAAAGACGAGUAAAGAAUGAACAAUAAAAUGAAAACAAUGGUAUGAAGAUCUUAAAGUAGGCUUUUGAAUAUAGCAGGCUGAGCUAAUUAGCUCUUUAGCUGUCAAACUAUCUAGAUAUCAUAUCAAGCUACCUAGAUCUCAAGCUAUCUAGCUGCCUAUAUCUCAAACUAUCUAUCUGCCUAGAUCUCAAGCUAUCUAGCUGCCUAAAUCUCAAGCUAUCUAGCUGCCUAGAUCUCAAACUAUCUAGCUGCCUAUCUUCUAAUGGUAUCUAGGUACUUAGCUGUCAAGCAUCCUUGUUGUCUAGCAAUCUAGAUGUCUAGAUCUCAAGCUGUCUAGCUGCCUAACUUCCAAGCUGUCUAGCUACCUAGCUGUCAAGCUAUUUAGAUAUCCUACUAUCUAGCUGUCUAACCGUAUGUACGUCACUAUGAACAUGAAAUCAUCCCUGUACAGGAUGUUGUUGUUGUUGUUGUUGUUUGUGUGUACUGCAGUUGCUGGGGAGCAAGUUCAAUGUAACAAACAACACUAUAGUUCUGCGUUGACCUCCUCAGCUAACUGUCAGCCUAGGCUAAAGGUUAUCAGAUUGGAGCCCCCCGGAAACCUCACUAUCGAAACCAUGACUCCUCUAUAUAUUUCAGUUCUAAGAUGUGGGGGAGCCUGCCCUACCUCCACCCAGAGCUGUGUUCCAACCAAACAGAGGAAAAAAGAUGUUCCUGUAAUUAUUGGCAGUUGUGGAGUUGAAUCUGGAGUAUGUGACAAGGAGUGCUAUACUCUAAGUGUGGAUGAGGAUACAGAAUGCCAGUGUUCUUGUUUAGAGAAACAGAAAAAGUGUGGUCCUGGUAAAGUAUUUAACUCUGGAACCUGCAGCUGCAGAUGUGAGGAUUCUCUAGCUGAUACAGUUUGUAGAGAAGCAGGCCGGGUUUGGCAAACUGAUAGCUGUACAUGUGGGUGUCCUUUACAUACAAUUGUUCCUUGUACAACAGGAUUAAAAUUUGAUAAUGAGACCUGUACCUGCCUGGAUCAAGCUUACAGAAAACCUGAAGAGAAAAUUUCAUCUGAAAGUAGAGUAGCAAGAAGCAACUUAAUAAUAAAGAUGGAGAGUGUUGAGGGGAUGAUUAUUGGUGUACUCAGUGGAGCUGUUCUUGUCUUUCUGCUCAUCAUCAUCAUACUCGCAGGGAAAGUGAUUUCCCUUAAAAGAAGACUUAAGCGUUUAAAAAGGAAUGGUCCUGCCGGAGAUCCGUCCUAUCUAGUUUGUUCAACUCUAGCUCCGGGUCCCAGCUAUCCUUCUCCGAGUCCAACCUAUCCUUCUCCAGGGUCAACGUACACCCAGUAUCCGAACCCCGACUCGUCCUACCCUACUCUGGAGACCGGGAAACGUCCAUAUUCUCCCGCAAGCCCCAGGAUUGAGUAUGAGAGGGUAGGAUUACUCAACUCUGUUGAAACAACUGAUAACUGUGGAAGUAUUAUUGCUAUACGGAACACGGAUUCUCCUAACCUAGUCUUCUUAAACCCUAAACUCAAAUCAGAUCCAUACGCAAGACUUUUAGAAUGCGAAGGGACGGAAAAGUCUGAUUCAAUAGAUUCCUCGGGUUCAGGUUCCAGAGGGGAAUCAGGGUUUGAGUCUGGACGUGGAGGAUCUUCAGGAUCAGGAACAGGAUACGAUCCUAUGGAACCUUUGGACUCCAGGAACAUCAGAGAAACACGAGGGAACUCAGGGAACGACAGUUUGUCUGUAUUAAGCAGUGCCUUGUCUACUCGGAGUACUUCCAACCCUAGUAUUUUCAGUGUUGGAUCCAGAUCAAGAGAAACCCCGGUUUAAAUGAGGAUUAGUCCCUUUAAAAAA
This is a messenger RNA of Eurytemora carolleeae, 2333 nucleotides long. RefSeq lists its product as uncharacterized. The coding region runs from base 906 to 2309 and encodes 467 amino acids. The transcript has 19 exons. Gene Ontology annotation, molecular function: growth factor activity. Lineage: Eukaryota; Metazoa; Arthropoda; Copepoda; Calanoida; Temoridae. The record is from RefSeq and is a predicted model, not a curated record. Gene Ontology annotation, cellular component: membrane.